Messenger RNA from Cryptotermes secundus, 765 nucleotides. It is a transcript of the gene Dim1, whose product is annotated as thioredoxin-like protein 4A. Gene Ontology annotation, cellular component: U4/U6 x U5 tri-snRNP complex; spliceosomal complex; U5 snRNP. Gene Ontology annotation, biological process: mRNA splicing, via spliceosome. The record is from RefSeq and is a predicted model, not a curated record. Bases 110 to 538 code for a protein of 142 amino acids. NCBI's taxonomy places the organism in Eukaryota, Metazoa, Arthropoda, Insecta, Blattodea, Kalotermitidae. The transcript has 4 exons.
AAGUAAUCUGUGACGUCCGUGGCUGUGGUAGGUGUUGCUUGUUUUGUGUUUUUUUUUAAAUUGUCCACGUUAUAAUAAUAAAGGUUGUUGUUUACUGUAAUCAGCCAACAUGUCGUACAUGUUAGGACAUCUCCACAAUGGCUGGCAAGUUGAUCAAGCUAUACUCUCAGAGGAGGAUCGAGUUGUGGUAAUUCGAUUUGGUCAUGAUUGGGACCCAUCGUGUAUGAAGAUGGAUGAAGUUUUGUACAGCAUUGCAGAAAAGGUUAAGAAUUUUGCUGUUUUAUAUCUGGUGGAUAUCACAAAGGUCCCUGACUUCAAUAAAAUGUAUGAGUUGUAUGAUCCAUGUACCGUUAUGUUCUUCUUCCGAAACAAACACAUAAUGAUUGAUCUGGGAACAGGAAACAACAAUAAAAUUAAUUGGCCUUUGGAAGACAAGCAGGAGAUGAUUGAUAUAAUUGAAACAGUAUACAGAGGGGCUCGCAAAGGAAGAGGUUUGGUUGUUUCUCCGAAGGACUACUCUACCAAAUACCGAUACUAAGGACAUGGUGUUCCAAUGGAUAUUAACAAGGAUAUCACUUUUAUAUUUAUGAGCAGUGUGUGUGUGAAUCUCUAAAUAUGUUACUUCUUACUGCUACAAGUAUGUGAAUAUGAGUUCAAACAGUUUGUGGUGAAAAUGAGAUACCAAAAUACUGAUAUUGAAUGGGAAUGUAAUUCGAUCAGAUACUGGACGCUAAAUGGGUAGUCCAAUAAACUAUGUCUUGGCUA